This is a messenger RNA of Penicillium macrosclerotiorum, 858 nucleotides long. RefSeq lists its product as uncharacterized. The transcript is spliced from 2 exons. The coding region runs from base 1 to 858 and encodes 285 amino acids. The record is from RefSeq and is a predicted model, not a curated record. Lineage: Eukaryota; Fungi; Ascomycota; Eurotiomycetes; Eurotiales; Aspergillaceae. Gene Ontology annotation, cellular component: ascospore wall; lipid droplet; prospore membrane.
AUGUCCGACAAACUGAAAGAUUCAGUGGCUGCUGAGGCUAAAAGGACCCAGCAUGCUGCCCAGGAUGUGAUCAAAUCGGGCGCAUAUCUCUAUCCAUUCAAGGUAACCAAACACUCGCCAAUUUUAAUGCAUAUUGCCGCAUCUCACGAGUCAAACCAGGGGAUUAUCUACUUUGUGGCACAUAAGGACCUUUGGGGCCCUUUUAUAUCCCGUGCGGGGCGCACCAUCACCCUGGGCCUUAGUGUUACCACCGCCAUGUUCUUCUUCACAUAUGUGCCACAGAUGGCCAUCAUGACCUUCACAAGUGGCCCCUUGGCAGCUAUAUCGGCGGCUUUGUUGGUUCUUACUGAGAGCUCAACGAUCACAAAUCUUCUCUCUCGUUCAUUCCUCGUUGAGGACGCUCUCAUAGAUACCUUUGACAGUACUCUUAUUCUUCGUGACCAGGAGCCCCUUGUUGCGCAGGGUCGCGAGGUCAAACCCCGAUCGGGCGGAAGAGACGCCGUAGCAAGACUGGGGAAGAUGUUUUCUCGGCCUUUCUCAAGAAUGAAACCUCAGGCACUAUUACGAUCGUUGAUCUAUUUGCCGUUGAAUCUGAUUCCAGUGGUCGGGACAGUGCUAUAUAUUACGAUGCAAGGUAAGAAAAUGGGACCAACGCUACAUGCCCGCUAUUUCCAACUCAAGGGUUGGAACACUCGGCAAAGAGACGAAUGGGUUGCGAAAAAUAGAGGUGCAUACACUGGCCUCGGCAUUGCAUCCUUCGUACUGGAAAUGGUUCCAUUUGCAUCUAUGGCUCUUUCAUUUACAAAUGUCGUUGGGGCCGCGUUGUGGGCAGCGGAUUUGGAGAAAGCCACGCAGUAA